AUGGGUCCCUGCAAUCGAAAAGCCAAAGUACACUUGGCUUUAUUACUUUCCAAUUCCUUUUGGGGGAUUGGGGCCGUGGUGGGUGCUCUGGGAAUGUCGACGACUCAUCCACUGGCCUUCUUGACGAUUCGGCAAUACUUGUCUGGUUUGGUAUUGCUGAUGGGAGCAUCAGCAACAAAGGAAUCACCCAAUACUUCAAAGAAUUCACAGCUGAAAGAUGAGGAGGCAUAUCCUAAUGACUAUACGAAGCUAUCCAAGCCAGGGCGAACUCCCUCCUUUGACUUUAAGACCCAUCGCAAAACGUUCGCAUUGCUGGGUCUUACCUUGUUUGGAAGUCAGUUUGGUUUCUUGAUUGGAAUUACGCUCGCAGGACCAGUCACAGCUGGUGUGUGGCAACCAAGCCAACCAAUUCUCAUGGCAUUUUUUUGUUACAUUAUGGGGUGGGAACCGUGGAAUUCGAAACGUAUGAUUGGUGUCGCUAUGGCUUUUUGUGGCUGCAUAAUCAUGGUGGUACUGUCGCCUCAUGCGCCUGAUGAAGACGCGGACAGUGGAGCAUCCGUGUCCAAAUCUACUCUUUUUUGGGCUGGAAACUUUCUGUUCUUUAUCAACUGCUUGAGUGAUCCGUCGUACGUGUUGGUCUCCAAGCGACUGUUGGAUGCCUUUUCACCACUGAUGGUCACGGCAGUCUCCUACUUUGUGUCGGCUACCUACAUGGGAAUUGCGACAAUAAUAUCACUCCUUGUGACUUCCAAUAGCAAUUAUUCGAUGGACAACACCAAAGAUCCCAUGUGGGUUUGGUCUCAUGGUUCCAUUUUACCGCCAAUGGAUGCGCUUCCUGCUAUGAUUUGGUUUGUCUUUUUCAGUUCGGCAGGAGCCUACGGAUUGAUCAAUUGGGCUAAUCAAUAUGCAACCGGAACUUUGGUCAUGAGUUACACCGUCUUGCAACCAGUGUCUGCUGUUGUGCUGACAGUCAUUUUGCUGGCCUUGCAUACCGCUCGAGAUUGUGCAAAUACUGCUGAAGAUGCAACCGGAAUAUGUCUGACGCCGCCAAACAUGGGAACCUUUUGUGGAAUGGCUGGUGUGGGAGAUCUCGCCCCACGGGUUCCCAAGCGCAAGCCAUCGAGAGACUUAGUUGUCAAAGGAAGGAGCGACAAACGGCAGAGUGACAACAAUUCCAUGGCAAAUGCCAGAUUCGACGACGGUUGCAGUAGCCAGAGCCUCGGUUCUGCAACUACGAUGACAUCGCUGAUCGAUGGAUUUGGGGACCCCUCUCCUAUCGCAAGGACUCCGGUCAAAAGGAUAACAUCAUCCUGUCAGUUGAUGGACCCAUCGCCUACAAAAUGCGACGCACCACCAACUAUCCCACAACGAGAGCCGAAUGGGAGUAUCGAUUCGAACUUACAAUCGAAUUAA
This is a messenger RNA of Cylindrotheca closterium, 1413 nucleotides long. NCBI's taxonomy places the organism in Eukaryota, Bacillariophyta, Bacillariophyceae, Bacillariales, Bacillariaceae. The record is from the annotation of a GenBank genome assembly.